Messenger RNA from Toxoplasma gondii ME49, 4914 nucleotides. Its product is annotated as RbAp48. The record is from RefSeq and is a predicted model, not a curated record. The transcript is spliced from 15 exons. NCBI's taxonomy places the organism in Eukaryota, Apicomplexa, Conoidasida, Eucoccidiorida, Sarcocystidae. Gene Ontology annotation, molecular function: histone binding. Gene Ontology annotation, cellular component: nucleus. Gene Ontology annotation, biological process: regulation of gene expression. The coding region runs from base 1105 to 3849 and encodes 914 amino acids.
CUCUCUUCAAGAUCUUUUCUGCGGCACAUUUCUCUAAGUUUCUCGAGGCUCGCCACGGCGAGGUACGCAAGCGGUACGUUGCCAGUGCCGCUGACGGGACGGCCACACCCACUCCCGUGUUCAUUUGAACCUUGUUUCGUGAGUUCAUGGUGCUUCUAAUAGUUUUGUUCAGCAGCUUUGCGUGUGAGGCACCGCCUUCCGCGCCACUUUUUGCAUUUUGAGCUCCCAGUUGCCGCGAGUGAGCAGCUGUCUCGUGGGGGCAACGCACAUUUUGUGUGCCGGGGCCGGCCUGCGGCAGUUCCCCAGUAGACGCAUCGAAUGACUUUGAGACGUUUUCUAAGUGUGAGGGUACAGUUGGUUGACAACUUGGGACGACUAGGAGACUCGCGGGCACACUGAAGGACCGUGUUCCUUGUCCGUGCUGACAUCUGAAGCGUGGAUGGACUCGUCGGACCUUCCCGAGCGUCUUUCCUAGCUGAUUCAUGUUUCCGUACUUCCGUUUCUCAGAACCACCAUCUGCUGAUCUGUUGACACUUUUCUCGGUUGCGUUGAUCCCCUUUCUGUAUCUAGGCGAUGCUCGGUGUCUGCCUCCGCUCUUCUCAUUUUCCUUUGAGACAGAUGACACGCAGAGGACCGCCCAUCGCACACGCAAGUCGAGGCCGGCCUUUUCCCAGUGCGCGUACCCCCACAUGUUGCACGGUAACAGCGUCAAUCCAGUACAGAGUGUGUGUUUGGCCUUUCUUCCCCAUCCGCAGACAACUGAGGAAGCGUAGAAUCUGUGUCGCAACAACCACAAGGUAUACUCUGAUUGAAGGAGCGGAACAAAAAGCAUACGGGUAGUACCGUUGAAGAAUCCCCCCCCCCCUGACUGUCUUUUUCUAACGCCUCAAUCGCGGUGUGGCUUUUACGGGAGGUGUUGAUCUCUACAUCUCCUCUGCGAAGACAGGGAGGAUUGGAGGAGUGUAACCGUAGGUGACUCUGACUGAGAGAGCUGAGUGAUGCAGGACUCCGUGAGAGUUUGUCUGAUUCUAUAUCAAAGCAAGGAGACUUGACGAAACCUGGUCAUCCUUCACGGUUAUCAACUCAAUCGCUUUCUACAUUUGGAUGGCCCGCUCCGAAGGCGUAGGGCAAGUGACGAACAGCAGCAGGGCGUCGGCUCAACCGAACCGGCUCCCGACUCUUCGUUGUCGGCUUCGGAAGAAGCCAGUCUGCGGUUCCGUGGAGGCACGGUGCAAACGACGAGCCCGGCGAGAAGAUACAAGACACCGAAAAAUGGGUGACAGGAACAGCAGCACACGGAGACCUGUGGAGGACGAGGAAGCAGCAGAGAUGCCGUCGGCUAGCUCCCGCGUCCCCAGAAGGACUCGAAGCCGCCUCGAGGGCUCUGAAGACUCCGCGUCGCAUGCGCCGUCUCGGACGCACCAGAAGAACAGCGACGGGAACCUGUCAGAGGGCGACGGGUCUCCUGGGCCGGGGUGUUCGCUUGCUGCGCGGUACGCGACAGAGGCGACGCCGACGUCGUCAAACUCCGCUUCCGGAUCUCGAGAGUCAUGUUCCAAGAGACCUGGAAGAGAGGCAGGGACAGCUGUGCGUGCGACUUUGAAACGAGAAGAGAAGAAACGCCAGGAGGGUCCCGAGAGCGACAGCCAUGGUGAGUCUGCGCCUCCACUCGACCCAUCCACUUUCAGAGACGCAAAGGAGGGAGGCCCUCUGGAGGCCGAGAUCUUUGAGGCUGCACACGACGGCCGGGCGGGACCGAAGCACGUGCAUGCGAGCCGUCUGAGAAGUGCAAAGACGUCGCGGCACCGGUUGCAUGCGUCUUCCCAUGCGUCCCCGCGGCAUGGUCCUCCUCUCGAUUUCUCGGCUCCAACGUCUCCUGCUGCGACCGCGUCUCCGUCUGAUCUUCGGGACGCCCUUCCGGCAUCCCGCCGUCUCACAUCUGCGCUCCAUGCGCCGAGGAAGACUGCGGCUCGCUCUUUCUUUGCUCACUCUUCUUCGCGACUCGCCUCGCGGAGAGACCGACCCCACAGCGUGUCUCCAGAAACCUUUUCCCGGCGGCGCUCGACAGACUCCUCUGAGGUUUCCUCGUGCAGCGGCGGAGCAGGUGACGCCUGCCUGGCGCCUGUCCAGGCUUGGCUGUCGCCGUCGGCCUCUUCACACAGGCCGCCGCAGUCCUAUCUGCCUAGGUCAGCAUGCGGUUUGUCGGCUUCCAGCGGGAAGAAACGGCUUCGGUCAGAGCGGCGCGGAAAAGGUGGGAAACGAGGAAAGGGUGGACCUCACAAGGGAGAGUGUUUUCCGGGCCUCCGAAGCUACCCCCAGAGCGAACAGGCGCCAACGCCCCACCCCGCGAGCUCUGGAGACGAGUGGACUGCGACGCGUUCUCAAGCGCCUUCAGCAGCUGCUGCCGGUGCCCCAGCGAGCGCUGCAGGGGCUGCGGGACAUUCGGUUUCUGCGGCUUCUCUCCAAGGUCUCUACCGCGCAAACAAUCGACACUGGCAAAACAACUGCCUCCUUCUCUACGAGCAUGUCAUGGCACACACACUGGAGUGGCCGUCUCUCACGACGCAGUGGAUGCAUUCCCGCAACCUGAAGGCGAGCGGCGAGAUGGGGCAGACUCUGCUUGUGGCGACACACACCAGCGGCCCUCAACACCCGAAUUUUCUUCUGCUCAUGGAAGUGACGCUUCCUUUGGAGCCCAUCCAUCCGUCUGGAAUGCACUUCGGACAACGCCAAGACUACGUCGGCUUCGACUUUGGGGAGGAGGAUAGUCGGAAGUUCACCGUAACCUGCCGCAUUCCUCACGAGGGAGAGUCGAACAAGGCUCGGCUGUGUCCAAGCGAUCAAACGAAGGUCGCCUCCAAGGCUCUCGACGGAUGCGUCUACAUUUUUGACUUUUGCAAUUUCGGACCCUGCGCGCUUCCUUUCUCGAGUGCCGCCGGUGAAGGCGCGAAGCACCUGAAGAGCGGAAAAGCGCGAGAGAGCGCAGAGACAGCGACGCCUGCAGACUUCAUGACUGCCCAGGCUGAGGUAGUCCUCUGUGGACAUACAGCUGAAGGGUGGGGCCUUGAAUGGGGACCUCCGGGGCGAGAGAACGUCAUCGCGUCGGCUGCGGAUGACGGCAUCAUCUGCGUCUGGGAUCUUCAUUCGAAGCCCCAAACGCACAAGCGACUCGCGCCUCUUCACAAGUUGGUUGCUGACAGCAGACUCCGUCCGUUACAGGAUGUGUGCUGGAAGCGCGGUGAAGGCGAAGGCGAGGUGCUUCUGGGCAUCGGUGACGACGGCUACUUGAACAUGUGGGAUCUGCGCGUAUCGCCAGCUCCGGUUGUUCGGACGCAGUGUAGCUGGACAUGCACGAACGCCCUGGCGGCGAACGCGAAUGCGCCCUACGUCGUGGCAACUGCAGGCGCAGACAAAGGAGUAAGCAUCUGGGACUUGCGAGCUCUGCGUCGCCCCGCUCACCGACUGCUGCAUGCGCACGGUGAGGCUGUCACCUGCCUCAAGUGGGCUCCCGGCGAGAAGACAACUCUUGCGUCAGGCAGCACCGACCGUCUCAUCCGGAUUUUCGAUCUGUCGCUAGUUGGCGCAGAGCAGGAGAGCGACGAGGCCGAAGACGGACCUCCCGAGCUUCGCUUCGUGCACGGGGGUCACCUGGGCGCAGUCAACGAUUUUGACUGGAACCCACAGGCGGAUUUGUUUUCCUUGAUGCUCGCGUCGGUCUCCGAAGAUAAUGCGCUCCAGAUCUGGCAGCCGACACGAAAGGCUUUCAAGCGCGACAGUCUGUUUGAAGCCCGAGAUGGAGAAGACUCCGUGCACUACUACGGCGAGGUCGACGGCGACGACGUCGAGUGAACAGAGCUCGCGUUUCGUCCUCCUCGGGUUUCCGGCGUCCAAGUUGUGUGUGUCUUCCUCAGCUCGUCUACAGCUCGCUCUCUCCCCACAAGUCUUCACUCGACGUUCGCGCGCCCUCGUCUUUACGUCCGUAGCCACAGAGAGGGGCAAGAGAGCCCAAUGCGUUCUCAUCUGUUUCUCAGAUUGAGAAGGCAACGCGAAUCCUCCGUUUCUUGCCGCGCGUCAUCUGUGGAGUUCAUCUGUGUAUGCCGCUGCCUCCUUCGGAUCAGAUUAGCCGUCGAACGCAGUGCAUGCGUUAGCUGGGCUUCGAGGCGGUCGGUUCACGGCUCGCUUCUCUCCCUGGAAGAAGGCACUUGUUUUUGCGAGAGUUGCCUUCCCCAGAAAGGAUUUUGCAAGGCGAAAGAAUGCUGGAAAACGGAUGAAGCAAGGCCUCCAUGAAAUCAAAGGCGAAGUUCGCUCUGAAGUGAAAAGCAAGAGUCUCUAGGAACUUUCAUGCGAAGUCUCCAACGCUCGGACGGGUGGCGUCGGGGCGCUUUCCAGGCGACGCGAAGUUGCCCCCAAUUCGUCCACCGAGGGCACAAACCGACGGACUCGAGAAAGUAUGCUUUUGAGCUCUCAUGUUUGCGCAUGCAUUUUCAGAGCGAGGUGGACGAGGGAAAAGGCAUGAGUGCACGCAAACCCAACUCAACGUAUCGACUUUACGAGUUUGUAUUGAUACAUAUAUAUAUAUAUAUAUAUUCAAGCAUGUAUUUAUCCAUAGAGUUACCAAUAUAUUUAUCCAUAUGUAUAUACAUAUAUAUAUGUAUAUAUAUAUAUAUAUGUAUAUACAUGCAUAUCAAGCGCCUGGUGGCUUCGCUGCGAAGAGAUUCGUCUAACUGAAUGCAUGCGCCGAAAAGCAUCUGUGUGCUGUUGAUCGCGCACACGGCAGGAAGGCACUCUGAAUAAUGCUUAACCAACGGAUCCCCUGGCCGGAAAAAAACCUACAGAGGUCUCAGACGAAACUCUGGAAAAAAAACGGCACAUGCGACGGCAUCUCGACAGAGAGGAAACACUUAUACCGUUUGU